AUAUAGCAGCAGAAGCGGGGAGAGAGAGAGAGAGAGAGAGAGAGAGAGAGAGACAUGGAGGCAUUGAAGGUAUGGAGUCUAACGGCGAUGCCAUUGAAGCAAUUGCUCCGUUUGUCUUCUGCUUCUUCUUCUUCUAUGCAUCUCGUAGCUGUAAUUGGAGGAAGAAGAUCUAACCACUCAUCACGUGCCCUCUGCUGCGCCUCUGCUUCUUCUUCUUCUUCUUCGACGGCGGCGACAGCUGAGACUGCCAGACCGGCCGGUCGCAACCGACGGUCCGCUUCGUCUUCGAAUUCUACUUCUGAUCGUGAAGCCAUUCGCUCUAUUCGCCUCAAAAAGGUUGAGGAAUUGAGAGGACAAGGAUUUGAACCUUAUGCUUACAAGUGGGAAAGAAGUCAUAACACAUAUCAGCUUCAGGAAAUAUAUAAGCAUUUAGGGAAUGGGGAAGAAUCAAACAGUGAGAGUGAUCGUGUUUCUAUAGCUGGGAGAGUUGUGGCUCGCAGAGCAUUUGGGAAACUUGCUUUCAUCACAGUGAGGGAUGACUCUGGAACAAUUCAGCUUUACUGUGAGAAGGAAAGGCUUUCAGAUGAACAGUUUGAACAGCUUAAGGCAUUUGUCGAUAUCGGCGAUAUUUUGGGUGUUAGUGGCUCAAUCAAGAGAACAGAGAAAGGGGAGCUUUCUGUAUGUGUGAAUUCCUUUUCGAUCCUCACAAAGUCUCUCCUUCCGCUGCCAGACAAAUAUCACGGUCUAACCGAUGUGGAUAAACGUUACCGCCAAAGGUACGUUGAUAUGAUUGCAAAUCCCGAAGUGGCUGAUGUGUUUCGGAAAAGAGCAAAAAUUGUUUCAGAGAUUCGCAAGACAGUUGAGUCUUUGGGUUUCCUUGAAGUUGAAACUCCUGUUCUACAGGGAGCAGCUGGUGGAGCCGAAGCGAGACCUUUCGUAACCUUUCAUAAUUCACUCGGUAGGGAUCUAUACCUAAGGAUUGCUACCGAGCUUCACUUGAAGAGAAUGCUGGUAGGAGGGUUUGAGAAAGUAUACGAAAUGGGUCGGAUAUUUAGAAACGAAGGCAUUUCGACCCGUCAUAAUCCCGAAUUCACGACUAUAGAGAUGUACGAAGCGUAUUCAGACUAUCAAAGCAUGAUGGAUAUGGCCGAGCUAAUUGUCACCCAAUCUGCUAUGGCUGUCCACGGGAAACUCACCAUUGAUUACCAGGGAACGGAGAUCUGUCUUGAGCGGCCUUGGAGGAGGGAAACCAUGCACAAUCUAGUGAAAGAGAUGACGGGAAUCGAUUUCGAUGAGAUGGGGGAUGAUCUCGGAAACGCCAAAGAUACCGUCGUCAUGAAACUCCGGGAUGUGAUCGAGACCAAGGACAUAUCCGCAAUCGAAGCUUGUCCUUCUCUCGGCCAUCUUCUUAACGAGGUUUUUGAAGUGGCUGUAGAGCCGAAGCUGAUACAGCCGACAUUUGUUCUGGAUUACCCUAUCGAAAUAUCUCCUUUGGCCAAGCCUCAUCGCAGUCGCAAAGGCUUGACUGAAAGAUUCGAGCUCUUCAUUUGUGGCCGGGAACUGGCAAAUGCAUUCUCUGAAUUGACUGAUCCGAUGGACCAGAGAACACGGUUGGAAGAGCAAGUGAGGCAGCAUAACGCGAAGAGAGCCGAUACAACGAAGAAAGACGACGAUGACGACGAUUCUUCGUACGAAGUGACCCUCGACGACGAUUUCCUCACUGCUCUCGAAUAUGGAAUGCCUCCGGCUUCAGGGAUGGGGCUCGGAAUCGACAGGCUCGUGAUGCUCUUGACGAAUUCCGCGAGUAUCCGAGACGUUAUCGCAUUUCCGGUUCUCAAAGUUCAACAGUAACAAAGACGAUACCGGGAAAAAAACGGCACUGCAGAGUUACCGUUACGACAAUAUCGUCGGCGAUCCAUUUGUUGUAUCAUCAUUUUUUGUAAUAAGCAAAUUAACUUCAGACAACAUGUUAAAGACAAAUCAUUGUAGGGUCUUUUUGGUCAGUGGGAAUUAUCGUCUGCUUCUUUACCCUUUU
Molecule: messenger RNA, 2035 nt
Organism: Tarenaya hassleriana
Lineage: Eukaryota; Viridiplantae; Streptophyta; Magnoliopsida; Brassicales; Cleomaceae
Product: lysine--tRNA ligase, chloroplastic/mitochondrial
Exons: 14
Coding region: 55-1851 (598 amino acids)
Biological process (GO): lysyl-tRNA aminoacylation
Cellular component (GO): mitochondrion; cytoplasm; cytosol
Molecular function (GO): lysine-tRNA ligase activity; tRNA binding; ATP binding
Source: RefSeq, a predicted model, not a curated record